This is a messenger RNA of Punica granatum (pomegranate), 2314 nucleotides long. Lineage: Eukaryota; Viridiplantae; Streptophyta; Magnoliopsida; Myrtales; Lythraceae. The record is from RefSeq and is a predicted model, not a curated record.
CUCCUCCAUCGCUUGCUUCUGAUCAAAGCACCGUUCUCUCUCUCUCUCUCUCCCCGCCCCUGAAACUUCCGGAAACCUCUCCUAUUGAAGAGAAACUCUCGCCAUCGGCGCACGAUAACGUCUCCGAGCUUCCUAUAUCUCUGGAGCUGUCUCCCGUUAAUUGCUUUGCAGGUGAAAAGACCUCAGUGCAGUGACAGUUCGCUUGAAUUCUCUGUACGGUUUUCUCUUUUCUCGGAUUCACCGGCUCGAUCGUCGGAUGAUCUCUGCGUGCUGAGUUUGAUCCUCAAUUAUUUCUGGGUUGUACGAGCUAGAAAGGAGUUUGGCAGGAAUUUGGCAUGUGGGGAUAUCAGAGUGAGGCCUCAUCAAUUUACAAGCGUAUGUCUCCGUCGAAAGAUAGUUCAGGUUCAGUGGAUGGGGAAGCUAACUCAGGUUAUAUGCAAGAUAACACCAGUUUAGUAACUGCAGAUCCUCCAUGGAGACAUUCCUUGCCACAUGUGGUGGUGGCAACAAUUAUAUCUUUCCUGUUUGGAUACCAUCUGGGGGUCGUUAAUGAACCACUUGAAAGCAUAGCUUUGGAUCUUGGUUUCAGUGGAAAUACCCUUGCAGAAGGUUUGGUGGUAAGUACAUGUCUUGGUGGUGCUCUUAUUGGGUCUCUGUUCAGCGGCUGGAUUGCAGAUGAAUUUGGGCGUUGUAGGGCUUUCCAGUUGAGCGCAUUGCCAAUGAUAACCGGUGCCUCUAUAAGUGCAAUAUCCAAGACUUCAGUGGGCAUGCUUCUUGGACGGUUACUGGUUGGGGUAGGAUUGGGUAUAGGGCCCCCGGUUGCAUCUCUUUACGUGACAGAGGUCUCUCCAGCUCAUGUAAGAGGGACUUAUGGGAGCUUUAUACAGAUUGCAGCAUGUUUAGGGCUUAUGACAGCUCUAUGUAUAGGGAUCCCUGUUAAGGAAAUUAUUGGCUGGUGGCGAGUUUGUUUCUGGGUAUCUACAAUUCCAGCUGCAAUACUUGCUCUAGCAAUGCUAGUUUGUGCUGAGAGCCCCCAAUGGCUGUACAAGCAAGGAAGAAUUGCCGAAGCGGAGGCGGAACUUGAGAGGCUAGUAGGACCAUCACAUGUUAGGUUUGCAAUGUCAGAUUUGUCCAGAUUGGACAAAUCGGAUGCAAAUGAUACUGUGAAGUUGUCAGAGCUGCUUUAUGGACGUCAUUCUAGAGUGGUUUUUAUUGGAUCGACUCUGUUUGCUUUACAACAGCUUUCUGGGAUAAAUGCUAUAUUUUACUUCUCCUCGACUGUCUUCAAGAGUGCGCGGGUACCAUCAAAUCUUGCAAAUAUAUUCAUAGGAAUUUCCAACUUGACAGGGUCUAUAAUAGCAAUGGUCUUGAUGGAUAAAUUGGGAAGGAAGGUCCUCCUUCUUGGGAGCUUUCUUGGCAUGGCAAUAUUUAUGGCUAUUCAAGCAGUGGCAGCAAGCCCUUCUGUCCCAGCAUAUGCAGCUUCAUACCUUUCUGUGGGAGGCAUGUUAAUGUUUGUCCUUGCAUUUGCACUCGGAGCUGGUCCAGUUCCAGGUCUUCUGCUCCCAGAAAUAUUUCCCAGCAGAAUCAGGGCCAAGGCCAUGGCAGUUUGUAUGUCAGUGCAUUGGGUGAUAAACUUCUUUGUGGGCUUGCUCUUCUUGCAAUUACUGGAGCAGCUCGGACCUCAUCUCCUGUACUCCAUAUUUGCAACCUUCUGCCUGAUGGCAGUGAUAUUUGUGAAACGGAAUGUGAUGGAAACCAAAGGGAAGUCGCUCCAGGAGAUUGAGAUAGCCCUUCUCCCGCAAGAUUAAAGGUAGAAGCUGUCAUCCUCAUGCUGCCUGAUUUGGUUGAGAUGGAGUCAGAAAAUUUGCUGUCUGAAAUCUCGGCAUUGGUAAUUGUCCGAGGGAGGUUGCAGUUAGAAGGAUAUACACACAGCCAGUUAAAAGAAGAGAGGUGGAAGAGAUGGUUUCCUUUAUCCAUAAGAUAGUUUUCCAAUCUAAUUUGGUUAUUUGGCUCAGCAUUAGUCGUACAUACUUGUAUGUAGUAGACCAUCAAGUUCGCACCUUGGAGUCUAUUCCCAUGUAUUUAUCGGGGAGUCAAUUGUCGGCAAUUCCCAUUGAACUGCAGAUCCAUCUGAGUAUAGCUGAAAAUUCAUGGUCUUCUUGUCGUAAGUAUUUCAUAGUUCUUUCUUGUUCUGCUUUUUAUGUGCUUUGCCAAGAUGUACGUGGGCAUUAUGGGAAAAUUGUUCUGAUAGUCCGAACCUUGUGACUCUCGAUGCUUUCCUUUGUGAAUAAUGUUUAAUUCGGAAUUAAAUGUA